This is a messenger RNA of Naegleria gruberi, 1515 nucleotides long. RefSeq lists its product as uncharacterized. The transcript has a single exon. Bases 1 to 1515 code for a protein of 504 amino acids. Lineage: Eukaryota; Heterolobosea; Eutetramitea; Acrasida; Naegleriidae. The record is from RefSeq and is a predicted model, not a curated record. Gene Ontology annotation, molecular function: protein binding.
AUGUUGAUACAAUCGAUUGUGGAGCACUUGUCUUCUUCCUUAAUGAUUGUCGAUUCAUCAUUGAUAAAGACAACAACAUCUUCAUCCUCCUCCUCCUCGGGGAAGAAUUCAUCAGCUGCCUCUCCAGGCCAUCUUGAUCAUGAAUGCCUUAGUAAUGAAAUUUCAACAUCGACAUGUCCUCUACCGGCCCAACCAAAUGGAAUACCGAAUGGUAGACGUCCUCCUAGUGUUUCGCCCACAAAUAGUUCAAAGAGUUUGCUUAGCUCGAAGGGUUCUGCUGUUUCUUCCAAUAAAAAUUCUUCAACUUCGAGCUGGUUUCAGAUUUUUAGUUUGAAUGAAAGUUUGAGUAAUUCCAAUAAUGUAAAUAGAGAAGAAAUGGAAAAGAGUAUGAAUUUAACAAGGGAUUGGACUGAAUAUUGGCAAAAUUUCAUGAAUCGUGUUGAGAAUGAGUAUCAAUGUCAGGAUGAAUCAAUUGACCAAGCAUGUGAACUUGUCAGACAGAAAGUUCCAUUGAUAGAAUCGAGAAUUGACAUGUUAUUUGAUGAAAUGUUUAAAAAGUUGGAAAAUUGUAAAUUGGAAAUGAAGAAAUCUGUAAAUAUUUAUUCUGAGCAAAAGUUGACAGAAUUGACCAAGCUUAAACGUGUAAAAAGAGAAUGGAAUGAUUGGUUGAAAGAAGAGGAGCCAGUACAGAGCUUGAAAAUAGUAACUGAAAAGAUUGUUGAAUUGCAAGAAGUGUUAAAGAACUUGCCAAAUGUCAAACAAGCUCAUGAAUUUGAUGUGAUUGGCAUGGAUGCUGAAAUUGACUGGUUUCUGGAUAGUGUGCGAGUAGAUAGAUUUAAGGAAAGUUCCAACGAUCAUCAUUCAAUAUUGAAAAUGGAUCAGAAAUUUUGGGAUCAAUUGUCACGAUCCAAGUUUAGAAAUUUGUGUGAACAAGACGAAACCUAUCAAUUACAAAUGGGAUUGAAAAAUAUCAAAUCGAAUAGAAUUUCUCGUGCCAUUCAUUGGCUAGAACAAUCUGCCAAUCAGGGAAACUCCAUAGCUCAAUAUCAACUCGGAUGUUUAUACCAAACUGGUAAGGGAGUAAAAUCUGAUAUUCUAACGGCAAAAUCAUGGUUUGAAAAGGCCUCCAAUAAUCCAGAUGCACUCAACGAUCUCGGAUGUAUCUACAGCAAUGGAUUAGCCGGUGAGAUUAACCACAAGAAGGCAAGGGAAUUAUUUGAAAAAUCGGCCAACCAAGGUCAUGCACUAGGUCAGAAGAAUCUUGGAGGUUUAUAUCUGAAUGGAAUGGGUGUAGAGCAAGAUUAUGAUAAGGCAAAGGAAUGGCUGGAGAAAUCUGCACGUCAGGGUAAUUCUGAUGCGCAGUACUACUUGGGAUGUCUCUAUUAUUAUGGUUUUGCAAAGGAAGAUUCGAAUGCAGUUUCAGAUGGAUUGGCAAUUUGGUGGUUUGAAAAGUCGGCUGCUCAAGGAAAUGAAGCUGCAAAGGAGAAACUUGCUGAAUUGCUUGAUGAGCUGUAA